AUGAUUGCCAAUCAUGGCGUUCGCGUUUAUCUGUUUCGAGGGGUUUUCGGGGUUCCCGGUGGUCAUUAUCGCGAUGAUGGCCGCAGGGACCCUUUCUUCGAUGGGAUGAUUCACGAAGACGAUGAGGAUGAGGAGGACGAUGGAUUUCUCCACAAUGACUUUAAUAGGCCCCAUCAGGACCCGUUAGAUGAUGCCUCCAGAUUCGGUUUCAGUUUUGGGCCCGGCGGGAUGCGCUUCGAGGAACCUCAGCUGUUCGGCCAGAUCUUCAGGGAAAUGGAGGAGAUCUUUGCCAGUUUAGGCCGCCUUGAUGAGCAUCAUGGCAUUGGACACAGAGGUGCUCCAUCAGUAGAAGCUUCGCCUCCUCAGGAAGGUGCUGAGAAAGACAGGGGUCGAGCAGGAAGUAGUAACCCGAUUAGAGAUUUCAUGUUGAAGUCUCCUGACAGCUCACCCCUUCCUCCCCCCUCCGAGGCAACAAAGGACAGGGAUGCCUCUUCUCCACAGGAUCCCUGCAGCCGCUUUCCUCAGCGGAGACCCUUCUCAAAGUUUCAUGGUCUUUGGAAAGAUGGCCUUUUAAAACCAAAAGAGGGAGAGAAAAAAAGAGGUGUCUUCAGGUGGUCUGGAUCAGAUCUUGACUCCAGCACCUUCACAGCCAAAAAUAAGGUCGACUUUUAA
Molecule: messenger RNA, 672 nt
Organism: Carassius carassius (crucian carp)
Lineage: Eukaryota; Metazoa; Chordata; Actinopteri; Cypriniformes; Cyprinidae
Product: HCLS1-associated protein X-1-like
Exons: 6
Coding region: 1-672 (223 amino acids)
Biological process (GO): negative regulation of apoptotic process; regulation of actin filament polymerization
Cellular component (GO): apical plasma membrane; clathrin-coated vesicle; mitochondrion
Source: RefSeq, a predicted model, not a curated record